AGAACAAAGCACUGCAGGCUUGAGAUGGAGUUUUCCUGGCGAAGUGGGCAGGAAUCCCGGCGCCUGCUGCUCUCACUUCUGUUCCUCGCAGCCUGGGAGGCUGGGAACGGGCAGGUCCGUUACUCGGUCGCGGAGGAGGCCAAACACGGCACCUUCGUGGGCCGCAUCGCCCAGGACCUGGGGCUGGAGCUGGCGGAGCUGGUGCCGCGCUUGUUCCGGGUGGCGUCCAAAGGCCGCGGGGACCUUCUGGAGGUAAAUCUGCAGAAUGGCAUUUUGUUUGUGAAUUCUCGGAUCGACCGCGAGGAGCUGUGCGGGCGGAGCCCGGAGUGCAGCAUCCACCUGGAGGUGAUCGUGGACCGGCCGCUGCAGGUUUUCCAUGUGGAGGUGGAAGUGAAGGACAUUAACGACAACCCGCCUGUUUUCCCUGGAACACAAAAGAAUCUGUUUAUGGCGGAAUCCAGGCCGCUUGACUCUCGGUUUCCACUAGAGGGCGCCUCCGAUGCAGAUACUGGGGAGAAUGCUCUGCUGACUUACAGACUGAGCCCCAAUGAGUAUUUCUCGCUGGAAAAAACAUCUGAUCACGAGCAGGUAAAACGUCUUGGGCUAGUAUUAAAGAAACCUUUAGACAGGGAAGAAGCUCCGGAGAUAUUUUUAGUGCUCACGGCCACUGAUAGAGGCAAACCUGAGCUGACUGGCACCGUUCAGUUACUCGUCAAAGUGCUGGACGCCAAUGACAACGCUCCAUCUUUCGACAGAACACUCUAUGCGGUGAAAUUACCAGAAAAUGUUCCUAAUGGAAUGUUGGUAAUUAAACUUAACGCCUCAGACUUAGAUCAAGGCUCAAAUGGGGACAUUAUUUAUUCAUUCUCAGCUGAUAUUUUACCUAAUGUAAAAUCGAAGUUCCACAUAGAUCCAAUUACUGGAGAAAUUAUGGUAAAGGGAUAUAUCGAUUUUGAAGAAAGCAAAUCCUAUGAAAUUCUUGUAGAGGGCAUUGAUAAGGGACAGCCCCCACUUUCUGGCCAUUGUACAGUUAUGGUGGAAGUUGAAGACACCAACGAUAAUGUCCCAGCAAUGGAAUUCAAGUCCCUGUCACUCCCAAUCAGAGAAGACGCUCCACUGGGCACUGUCAUCGCCCUGAUAAGCGUGUCCGACCGUGACUCCGGUGCCAACGGGCAGGUGACCUGCACCCUCACCCCUCAGGUCCCCUUCAAGCUGGUGUCCACUUUCAAGAAUUACUAUUCGCUGGUGCUGGACAGUGCUCUGGACCGCGAGUGCGUGGCGAACUAUGAGGUGGUGGUGACAGCGUGGGACGGGGGCUCGCCUUCACUGUCGGCCACGGCCAGCGUGUCCGUGGAGGUGGCCGAUGUGAACGACAACGCGCCUUCGUUCGCGCAGCCCGAGUACACGGUGUUCGUGAAGGAGAAUAAC
Molecule: messenger RNA, 1428 nt
Organism: Equus quagga
Lineage: Eukaryota; Metazoa; Chordata; Mammalia; Perissodactyla; Equidae
Product: protocadherin alpha-4-like
Exons: 1
Biological process (GO): homophilic cell-cell adhesion
Cellular component (GO): plasma membrane
Molecular function (GO): calcium ion binding
Source: RefSeq, a predicted model, not a curated record